Molecule: messenger RNA, 618 nt
Organism: Penicillium canescens
Lineage: Eukaryota; Fungi; Ascomycota; Eurotiomycetes; Eurotiales; Aspergillaceae
Exons: 1
Coding region: 1-618 (205 amino acids)
Source: RefSeq, a predicted model, not a curated record
AUGUCAACCAACCGCCCAUUCCUGGCCAACUUCCUGGCCGCCUUCCGCGCCCAGUCAACCUACAAAGCAACAUCUCAGCCCGUGGGCAGCGGCGGCACCUCAUCCCUCUCCACAACCCAAAUCUCCCAGAGCGCCCGCGCCAUCGCCACAAAAGCCGCCAACUCAGCGCAAGCAGCGGGCUCAUCUUCAAGCGGCUCAGGCUCAGGCUCGGCCUCUCACCAUUCGCACCACAACCACCAUACCCACUCCUCAUCGACAUCCGCAUCAGCGACUGGCACAGCGGGGCCCGUACAAGGUCCCGCCCCGGCCCCAGCCCAUCACUACCACCAUGCAACUGCCCAAGCCGAUUCCUCACUCCCUUCCUCGCCGCCGACGACUCCGGCUUCGUCCACCCCUAUUCCGAUCAACCGGAGCCCGGCUGAUCGCCAGCGUCGUGGCAGUGAUAGUUCCAGUGGCUCCGGUGGGUUCCGUGAUGCUAUUGGGCCUGAGAAAUGGUAUAUUGGGGGGCGGACACCUGCUGGUGAAGAGCGGUUUUACCGCCUUGGUAUGGUUACCAAGGGUGGCGGGCGGCUUGGGGGGAGUGGAAGGGUUGGGAGCAUUGAUCAGUUGAGUCUGUGA